This is a messenger RNA of Oncorhynchus nerka (sockeye salmon), 6264 nucleotides long. Its product is annotated as sodium channel subunit beta-4-like. NCBI's taxonomy places the organism in Eukaryota, Metazoa, Chordata, Actinopteri, Salmoniformes, Salmonidae. The record is from RefSeq and is a predicted model, not a curated record. Gene Ontology annotation, cellular component: voltage-gated sodium channel complex; plasma membrane. Gene Ontology annotation, molecular function: sodium channel regulator activity; transmembrane transporter binding. Gene Ontology annotation, biological process: regulation of ventricular cardiac muscle cell membrane repolarization; regulation of sodium ion transmembrane transporter activity; cardiac muscle cell action potential involved in contraction. The transcript is spliced from 5 exons. Bases 699 to 1397 code for a protein of 232 amino acids.
CCCUCCCCACUUAUUCGUCCGUGUGCCGGCUAGGGAGACACAUACUGCCUGCCUGCUGCCUGCAGCAUUUGUGCCUGAGCUCCAGGCUCUGCUGUCCCCUCCGCUCCCUCCCCCCGCAUGCAGCUCUCCAUCAGAGGGAACGAAGACAUCCUCUCUCCCCUGACUGCCUUCGACUGCUCCACAGCUCUGCGGUGCAGACGCUCGCUUUCUCUGAGUGAGUUUUUUCCCUCCCCUCUGCCUGGUCUAGCUCUCAGGCUGUGGGAUUCAGUGGAUAAUCAGUGUGUCGGCGAGCAAGAGUGAGGGACUGAAGCAAAGAGAGAGAGAGAAAGCCUGGAUCAGGUGCAGCAGCCUUGACUUCGUCUGUCUCUUUCUGUCUGUUUUCUGCCUGGCACAUACAGACGUGUAGACAGAACUCAUAAUUCAGCAAUUAGCCUUCCUUCACCUUCUUUCUCCUCCUCUGGGACUCAUCGCAAAGAAGGAGAGAAGAGGAGGGAGACACUCAUCGCAGGACUUUGCAGAGUGACAAGUAUUGUUUUUUUUAUUUGCUCGCUCUGCGUCCUACUUUGCCCUACCCCUCCCCUCUAUCCCACCCUGCUUGCGCCAGCCAACACACACCCGCACACCCAGAGUGCGUAUCCAGGGGCAGACAGACAGAUAAACAGACGGACGGACAGAUAAACAGACGGACGCAGUAGGAUAUGGAGUCCAAAGGAAGCGGCAGGUUCUCUAUGUCCAGGUGUUUGAGCUCAGGAGACACCGUCCACGCCAGUGUUGUCGUCACACUUCUGCUCGGGGUAUGGUGUGCUUCAGCGCUGGAGGUUUCAGUGGGGAAGGUGCCCUUCAUGGAGGCAAUGAACGGCAGCACGGUGCUGUUACCAUGCACCUACUCCAGCUGCAUCGGCAUCAAGAACCUCUACUUCAACUGGCAAUACAACGACAACGGCACCUUCAUGAAGCUGUGUGAGGGAGUGAUCCCCAUAGAAGGUGUGGAACCCCGGGUGCAGGUGUACCACGAGCGGAUAGAGUUUGUGGGCAGCAGUAAGCACAACAACAUCUCCAUCCUGCUGUUCAACGUGACCUUCGAGGACGAGGGAGAGUACACCUGUUUCGCCCGGAAUCCCAAGGAGAAGCAUCGCAACCAUAGCGCCAUCUUCACCCUGUUCGUAGUGGAUGAGUUGAAAGUGGUUGACAAUACCGUAACCACCAUCAUUGUGUCUGUCGUGGGCGGGGUCAUUGGCUUGAUCGUCGUUGUCAUGGUGACAAAGACUGUGGUGCUCCUCAUCCUAAAAAAGUCUGCAGAGAAGAAUAAAGAGUGCCUUGUGAGCUCAGGACAGGACAACACAGACAAUGAACUCAACGCAGCCAAAGCGGACAACAAAGCCACACCGAAGGCAUGAAACAUAUACACCUGUGUAUAUGUACAUACAGUAUAUGUCUGUACAUGUACACAUGCAAAUAUAUUGCACAGACAUAGAAAGAAAGAUAUUAUCAAUGGACUGUUUUAUCUUUAUCUAAUGACACAAGUAUAACAUGAACCAAUGUGAAAUCAUAUGUCAUAUGUGCUUGAGAUUUGGGGAACAUGAUAGGUGAUCAGGGCUGGAUCAGACACACUCCAAUGACACACCUUAUGUAAUUGUGUAUUCAGAUUGGGGUUUAAUUGCAGGCAUUUAUCUGAAUCAGCUCAAAGUCUAUUUACUGUACAAGCAUUUCUGGAAUCAACAUCGACGUCUCACCAGUUACUCAUUCAUGUUCACGACGUAAAAACGGCAGAUUGACAUUUAUUGGGAUGAAUCUUGUUAUGGGUGCAGAGCUGAGCAUUUUCCGCUAGAUUUAAGGUUAGGAUUUAUAUAUAAGGUUAUCAGUGUAAUUACGGUCAGGGUAAAGGUCAGGUUUAAACCAGAGGAGGCUGGUGGUAGGAGCUAUAGGAGGACCGGCUCAUUGUAAUGGCUGGAAUGGAAUUGAUUAGAACGUGGUUUCCAUAUGUUUCAUGUGUUUUGAUACCUUUCCAUUUAUUCCAUUCCAGUCAUUACAAUGAGCCUGUCCUCCUAUAGCUCCUCCCACCAGCCUCCUCUGGUUAAAAAAUCACAUUUGAAGACUUUGUGGUUUGGCCAGAAGUGACCAACCUGCAGAACUGCCUCCAGGACAAGAUUCAUCCCAAUAAAUGCCAACCUGCAUUAAAAACACAAACACACACAGUAACUCCCAUACUGUCAAGUUUUACUAACUGCCAUUUUUUAUAUCUAUAACAGCUAUAUAAUAUAUAAUAAUCUGACCAUCUCUUCAGCUCUUUUGAUUAAGAGCCAUAUUUAAGGUUGCCAAUGGAGAUUCUUUAUACUCUCUGCAAACCUUUUACAGGGAGCAAACAGCUUCCCUCCUUUAACUAUAAGGAACGUUUACAGUCCAUUUUUGAUGCAGAACAAAUUUCAUACAGUGUCAAUUGUGCCUAUUCCAUAGGAUACACAGUAACUGAAAGAUGUAUACCACAAUUCUCAACGAUACAGUUACUGAGGUCAAGGCUCUUCAUUAGAUCUGCAUACUGAACACAAAUACUGUUCAGAAGCUUCGGAAGGCAAAGCAGUGGCCUGGUCAUGAGGACAACGUCACUGCGGAGGAAAGGAGUGUGAUAAAGGAGAAGAGGAAGAAGGGAGUCAUUGGAGUGUAAUGUUAGAUCCAGCCCAGAAAUUGUUUGAGUCAUUUUUGCAUUAGAUGACGCACAGGUGCCUGUUUUCACUGCCCGCUCCCUUCGCUUUUCGGGAGCCUCAAAACCGCUGUGAAAAACACACCAAAAAACGUAUAUAUAUAUAUAUGAAAAUUAAUUCAAGUUUAUGAUGCCGCUUCUAACAAAUAACAAAUGCAUUUUUUUCGCAUGUGAAUGUUGCUUAUAUAUGAAACACGUCCAUACCCCGGGAAAGACUGCUGUCUAGUGUGCUGCCAUCACCUGGCCUGUAUGUAUAGUGAAUCUGUAGGCUACUUCAUUCACAUCCACUUCACCCCCAUAGAACUAACAUGCUAAUGAGGCCAUUGGCCUAAUACAGGACAAUGCCCCACGACUUCAACAGUGCAAAACAUUGUAUUGAUGACUCUGAUGCCAAAUACCAAGCAGGCUCAUCAUCAAUACCCCUUGACCUUGUGUCCCGUAUUCAAAUCACCAUAUGAACCAAAAUCCCCACUACUAAUGUGCAUGAUUCUUUUAUGAAUACCCACUGUUGUUGGUUGUUCCCCCAGAAAUAGAGACAGCUGUGGGCGUCGGGAUUUGAGCCAGGGACCGCAAUGGCUCAAGUAGCACAAAGAUCCAUUGUCACUCAAUCCAAGCAUUCCCCUUAGGACUCUGUCCCCUCAAGAAUGAAUGUCAUCUUGCCUCGUUAAUGAAAAUCAUGCAAUUCUCAGAGCGAUAAUAGUCCACGACAAAGCCAUAACAUAUCUGUCUAAAUGCAUUUAUUUCCAACCUGUUUCGAAGGCAAACGUGUUAUUAGUUUGUCCACAUUUGGGUCAAAUUCAGAGGUGCCACUUGAAAUGACGGCCACACCUCUAUACAUCCACGUGAGCAUAAAGUACCAUAGCGGUUGCAGAACUAGGACUAUACAUGUAUGUCCACUUCGUAGGGUUUACUCAUCUGAGAUGGAAAUGUAAAUAGGCCCCUCCAUCUCCUCUCCACACCUUCUCCUCGCCCUGAGAUCAUACAAUGGGCAGGGGUUUUAGGGAGAGGGCGGUGCUGUAGACCUAGGAGGGGCAUGGUAGGCACUUCACUAACAUGGGGUAUCCUUAUCGACGUCUGGACUGUGGUGGACGUGAGGAAUAGAGAGAGGUGUGCUAGGAGACUUUGCAGGUAGGGUUGACGGUUGCGCCGGGUUGACUGUAACCAGAAUGUGUGUGGUGAUAGCGAGAUAACGGGUUUGAGACGGACAAGAGGUCUGUCCCGGCGUAAUCCGUUCUCGAACCUCCCUCCUUCUAUUCCCUCACCGCGUUGGGGUUGGCACCUUCGGAAAGGUCUUCCUUAUCACCUGACCUGCAGUACCCUUUUUCCUUAUGUUACCACAAGGGGCCCCGGUGACGUGGAGAGCCAGGGCACGCUGUCAGGCAGAGCACUGCCGUACCCAUAUCCCACGGUAGUGAUUUUAAUCCUAUAGGACGAGUUGAUGGAUGCACUAGUGGCACUGGACUUACGUUUGCCAAGUAAUGUCGUAGCUUUAGAGAGGCAGCAGACGGUAUACAGCAACGACAUUUCCGCGGGUCCUUGCAGAAUCACGUAUCACCUUGUUCACCAUUUACCCGCCACCGUGGUUUCCAUAUUUCACACGUACUUACCUAUGUUUAAUGGGCGGAGCGAGGUUGACAACUUGAAUUUGCUAUUGUGGUCGCGAAACAGCUCGUGAAUCCGCUCAUGGAUCUAGGAUUGUGGGUAAGGUGGUGCGCUGUCUGUUCUAUGCACGGAUGUACCAACUGUUUGUGAUUAUGUGGUCCAUGGUGGCUCUUCUGUCCAUUGUGGUACCCCGUAGAAAACCAGAAACACGCAGAGUCGUGCACGCACACACACACACACACACACACACACACACACACACACACACACACACACACACACACACACACACACACACACACACACACACACACACACACACACACACACACACUAUUGUUUCCAUGUGAAGUCAGUGAACCGUUACUCCUUUGACAUUGGAGGAAAAGCACCAAAGCCUGCCUCUUGGGAGAAAAGCAAUACUGUUCAGUUGAUCCUUGUCUGUCAGUGUCUUUGUAUUAUCAAGCCUCUGUUGGUGUAUUCAGAAGGAUCGCAGCAGUGAGCAUGCCCAGUGUAUUGCUGCUCUAGAGGCAGUCGCAUAGCCGCAGCGAUGCAUUGUGGAUCGCAUGUUAUGGAUGGACUAAAAGCUGCGAUCAGCUCAAGUCUGCAUCGAACCGUGGCAGAUCCACACGACUCACCCUGAGAGCCAACGUCUCAGGCAGCACAGACUAACAGCAUGGCUGGUAGUAUUACGAGUACUGUUAUAGCACUUAUUAAGCCCCAUUUGAUACACUCUCAUCAAACUUGCACAACCUUGAAAUUCAACAAAUGACGUUAUGUGAAUGUUCUGCAGCUCAAAGAAAGGACACUCCAAGUUUCUAACAAAGCAUUGUAGAUUACAUUGCCACAGGGUAUAUUUAUCCAAUAUAAAGAUCCACAAUGGCAGUCAGGGGACAGAAAUAGAUAUAUAUCCACUCAGUCCUAACAUUGUCUGCUUCGUAUAUAGUAGAUGUAAUAGUCGUCUGAUUUGAUACUAAUAUGGGUCUCCUGCGGCCCACUGCCGGAGCGACUCCUACUCACACUGCCAGGCCAAGAGUUUGUGAAGUCUGCUCUCUGCUUCCCACAUUCCAGUGCAGAGAACACCCACUGUUCCAACCUGCAGUAUACUGUACAGAACAGUACAGGUCCCCUGGCCAAACUGCAUUCUAAAACUCCUUUUCUAUAGGCUCAGUUGUGCGCUGUUUUAGCCCACCAAGGCCAAGUGAAACAAACAAGCCAAAAAAAAGUAUAUAUUUGAAUCCUUAUUACAAUGGGUGUGCAUGUGCAUUUGUAGCCAACUCAAGCUACCCACAGCACAGUUUACUCUAUAUUUAAAUAGAUGUGACUUUUACUCUGAGCUCACAGGUAGCCAGGUUACUGCUGGUUAGAAUCACAACACACACCUAUAGGUGUACACCGUUUUUACCCAUCAUCCUCUACUCCAAGGAGCUGUCCAGGGUUCUGAGGGGCUGUUUUCACUCCCUCACUGGCCUCACCCACGGCGUUUACUGCCUGUGGGUAGUAGUCGCCACACGGCCAGGCUUGAAUGGACUCAAGUGGCAAUAUCAUCCUAACUGAUGACUAAGUGCACUACACUUGCUAUUUGUUGUUGGGGUUUAACGAGUGCUGUACUUCCAUAAUGUCUUGCUAAAUUGUAACGACCACUGUCAAGCCCAAGCUGAGUAUGAGGGCUAUAAUGUGGCUCGUGUUGAGGAAAACAGCUCGCCCUCUUACCCACCAAAACAUACUCACCCACUUACUGUGAGGCAGUCCAUGACUGACCCAACUCAACUCCCUCGGUCUCCAACAAGACGCUUCGUUGAACUAUAAAGUGAAUGUGCAACUCCCCUUAAUAUGUCUCUGUAGUAAUGUCCCACAUUCUCCCCUCUCAUAACUAUGCACCUCAAUCGUUUUUUUUUCUCUCUGGAUUGUAGAAAACAAGUACACAUAUAUAUAUAUAUGAAAUAAAGGUUUGCAUAAAAGGA